AGAGAUGCUUCCCCUUGCAUGUUGUUUUCAAAUGAAUUAAGUGUUAAGGUGAAGUCAAGGAUAAAUGGACUUAUAAGACAAACAACUACCUUAUAUGGCUUAGUCCAACUCCGUGGAGAAUCAGAUUCCAAAACAAGUAGACAAUAAAUAUAAAUAUUAUGUUGAUCCAUGACCAUGAUCAUGUUCACGAUCAAAUUCAUAUUCUAUAACUCCCUCAAACUCAUUUUCAAUUGCCUUUAGGCUUGUCCAAAAUAAGAACCAAUCGUGGGUUCCGUCAAUUCCCACCCCAUGACAGAAAAGUAUUGCUGCAUGAUCAUGAGAAUCAACGUUGACUGCAAUGCUUGUUGCAGAAAAUUAAGGAGAAUCAUUCUAAGGAUGAAAGUGAUAGAGAACCAUUUGAUAGAGAAGCAGCAACGCAGGGUAUGCGUGUUUGGCAGAUUUGAACCAGCCGAUGUUGCAAUAAAGAUAAAAAAGAAGAUGAACCGUAGAGUUGAGAUCCUUGAAGUUCAAGAAAUGGAAGGUGAAGUUCAAAAUGAAGGAGAAUAGAAACCAGAUAGAAGAGAGAACACAGAACCAUGCCAUGCAUGGCAAUGGCAUAGUGUAUAUAACAUGUUACUUGUAACAGUGGUUCUGGUUACCAACAAGCUGGGAAAUUGAAGUUGCUUAUUGCGGGAGAAAUACACUUUAGGGACGGGUACCUCCUUAUCACGGUAGAAACAAUGAAGAAAGUCCAAAUUUCGGAUUCAAAGGAUUAGGUUUAAGUAACUACUAACUUACUAUUGUUUUUUAACGGUUUGAAUAAGCUGAGAUUAAUGAUAAAAUUUAGGGAUUAAAAACAAGAGUUGAAAGAUUAUUAUUAAAAAUUCAGUGGUAAAAAGUAUGAGAGUUGUGACUUAUUACUCCAAUU
Molecule: messenger RNA, 907 nt
Organism: Cajanus cajan (pigeon pea)
Lineage: Eukaryota; Viridiplantae; Streptophyta; Magnoliopsida; Fabales; Fabaceae
Product: Copper transport protein family
Source: RefSeq, a predicted model, not a curated record